ACUUUUUCCUUGACAACACAACAGCGAGGAAGAUUUUUAUGCCAUUCAAAACAGGCAAUAGACUUUGACUCCUCAAGAGUACUUGUGAAUCGGACCAAAUAUUUGAACGGUCGACGAUGGAAUAUUGUCAGCGUUUCAUUUGAAAAUAUCAAAACAAGACGAAUGUUUCUUCGUGACAUUGAGACAAAUUGAGCCGUGUUUCGUGUUUUGUGUUAGCCCGUCCAAUGGCGCAGGAGGUGGAGAACUUCUUUGGCGUAUACAUGCUGUACUGCCUCAACCCCAAGUUUAAAGGGCGAAUCUACAUCGGCUUCACGGUGGAUCCUGAACGCAGGCUGAGGCAACAUAAUGCCGGGCGCCACAAAGGAGGGGCCAAGAGAACCAGCGGCAGAGGACCAUGGGAGAUGGUCCUCAUCAUACAUGGCUUCCCCUCUGACAUCGCUGCCUUGACAGUAAGUGAACACGGGAGUCGGGGAGUCAGUUUGGUCAAUUUUCCCUCUUUCUUUCGUCAAAUAAUACAUCCGAAAAUAAAAUGA
This is a messenger RNA of Hippocampus comes (tiger tail seahorse), 533 nucleotides long. RefSeq names its product structure-specific endonuclease subunit slx1-like. The transcript has 2 exons. The record is from RefSeq and is a predicted model, not a curated record. Gene Ontology annotation, molecular function: crossover junction DNA endonuclease activity; 5'-flap endonuclease activity. Gene Ontology annotation, cellular component: Slx1-Slx4 complex. Gene Ontology annotation, biological process: double-strand break repair via homologous recombination. Lineage: Eukaryota; Metazoa; Chordata; Actinopteri; Syngnathiformes; Syngnathidae. The coding region runs from base 225 to 533 and encodes 102 amino acids.